Manis javanica (Malayan pangolin) is the source of this 15876-nucleotide messenger RNA. NCBI's taxonomy places the organism in Eukaryota, Metazoa, Chordata, Mammalia, Pholidota, Manidae. The record is from RefSeq and is a predicted model, not a curated record.
CACCCAAGUCUUUCUUGCAGCAUUCCUGCUGCUUCGGCCUGUCUGCUAAAAGUGACCGGGGCUACUACAGUGUUGCCAGGCAACGAGGGACAGCGGUCCUGUGAAGAGCCAUUUGUCACACUGAGGGGACUGGUUGAAAUGCAAUAAAGAAAUGACACCAGCUGCUACUCAUGUCUUCGCCAUUGCUAAGAACGUCUUUGGUAUUACCGCGGUGUGAAAACAUGUCUGCAGUUUCCCGAAAAUGGAGCAUCUCAACGUUACUUAAAGCACCCUGCUUUAAGUGUUGCUGGCGAGCGGCGUUGGCCUUAUGAUUUAUUUAGGAACGCUUUAUCAGGAGGAGAAUGCUCUUUUGUAAACAUGAAUUGCCUGGCUUUUUCUCUAGGCUUCCGCCUCUGUUUUCACUUCAUUGAAACAUUGAUCUUCGCCUAUUUUGCUUCCGUAUGGUUGGCCGACUCACAGGGUCUUUUCCCAAGGCUGGAGAAUGUGGGGGCUUUCAAGAAUGUUUCUGUCGUGCCAACCCAAGCGACGUGUGGACUCCCAGCCCGAACCACUUUUUGUCACAGCUCUGCGGCUGCUGCAAGGGUUCAGUUUUGCACCCAGCGGCUCUGCAUCCAGGAUUGCCCAUACAGAUCUUCACCUCCUGCCUACACUGCACUUUUUUCUGAAGGCCUCAGGAACUGCAUCACAGUAGACAAGCGUGAUCUGCGUCCCAACUCCCGUAGCAAUUCCACAAGUUUAAUUUUCGGAAAUAGCAAGAAUUGCUCUUCUUCUCCUCCCUCUCAGAGGCUGUCGGCAUCAUUUACUUUAGCUGUGUGGUUGAAACCUGAGCAGGAAGGUGUAAUGUGCCUUAUAGAAAAGACAGUGGAUGGGCAGAUUGUGUUCAAACUCACAAUAUCUGAGAAAGAGACCAUGUUUUAUUAUCGCACAGUAAAUGGUUUGCAGCCUCCAAUAAAAGUAAUGACACUGGGGAGAAUUCUUGUGAAGAAAUGGAUUCAUCUUAGUGUGCAGGUACAUCAGACAAAAAUCAGCUUCUUCAUCAAUGGUUUGGAGGAAGAUCAUACAGCUUUUGAUGCAAGAACUCUAAGUGGUUCAAUUACAGAUUUUGACUCUGGUACUAUGCAAAUAGGACAGAGUUUAAAUGGUUUAGAGCAAUUUGUUGGGAGAAUGCAAGAUUUUAGAUUAUACCAAGUGGCACUUACAAACAGAGAGAUUCUGGAAGUUUUUUCUGGUGAUCUGCUCAGACUGCAUAUCCAGGCACAUUGCCGCUGUCCCGGAAGCCACCCUCGGGUCCACCCCUUGGCACAGCGGUUCUGCAUUCCUAAUGAUGCAGAAGACACAACCAAUAAUAGGGUGUUACGGCUGAAUCCUGACGCCCAUCCUCUUUCCUUUAUCAAUGAUAAUGAUGUUGGUACUUCGUGGAUCUCACAUGUGUUUACAAAUGUUACCCAGCUUAAUCAAGGAGUGACUAUUUCCAUAGAUCUGGAAAAUGGACAAUAUCAGAUAUUUUAUAUUAUCAUUCAGUUCUUUAGUCCACAACCAACAGCAAUAAGGAUUCAAAGGAAGAAGGAGGGCCGCUUAGAUUGGGAGGACUGGCAAUAUUUUGCUAGAAAUUGCAGUACUUUUGGAAUGAAAAACAAUGGCCACUUGGAAAAUCCUGAUUCUGUCAACUGUCUUCAGCUUUCCAAUUUCACUCCAUAUUCCCGUGGUAAUGUCACAUUUAGCAUCCUAAAACCAGGUCCAAAUCAUCGUCCCAGAUACAAUGACUUCUAUAAUACCCCAUCUCUUCAAGAAUUUGUAAAAGCCACGCAAGUAAGACUUCAUUUCCACAGACAGUACUAUACAACUGAGACUCCUGUCAGCUCCGGGCACAGAUACUAUGCAGUUGGUGAAAUCACCGUCAGUGGAAGAUGUCAGUGCUACGGCCAUGCGCUUAGCUGUGACUCAGCAAGUCAGCCUUACCGAUGCCUCUGCUCCCAGGAAAGCUUCACUGACGGCCUUCAUUGUGAUCGCUGCUUGCCUCUUUAUAAUGACAAGCCUUUCCGCCAAGGUGAUCAAGUUCAUGCUUUCAAUUGUAAACCUUGUCGAUGCAACAGCCAUUCCAGAAGCUGCCACUACAACAUCUCAGUGGACCCAUUUCCAUUUGAGCACCACAGAGGGGGUGGAGGAGUUUGUGACGACUGUGACCAUAACACUACAGGAAGGAACUGUGAGCUGUGUAAGGAUUACUUUUUCCGACAAGUUGGUGCAGAUCCUUCAGCCAAAGAUGUUUGCAAACCCUGUGAUUGUGAUAAAGUCGGCACUAGAAACAGUGGCCUCCUUUGUGAUGAGAUUGGAGGCCAGUGUAAUUGUAAGAGACAUGUGUCUGGCAGACAGUGCAAUCAGUGCCAGAAUGGAUUCUACAAUCUACAAGAGCUGGAUCCUGAUGGCUGCAGUCCUUGCAACUGCAAUACCUCUGGGACAGUGAAUGGAGAUAUUACCUGUCACCCAGAUUCAGGCCAGUGCAAGUGCAAAGCUAACGUUAUUGGGCUUAGAUGCAAUCAUUGCAGUUUUGGAUUUAAAUUUCUCCGAAGUUUUAAUGUUAACGGAUGUGAGCCCUGCUUGUGUAACCUCCACGGCUCAGUGAACAAACUCUGCAAUCCUCUCUCUGGGCAGUGUGAGUGCAAAAAAGAAGCCAAAGGACUUCAUUGUGACACCUGCAGAGAACACUUUUACGGGCUGGACAUCACUGGUUGCAAGGCCUGCGACUGCAGCACAGCUGGGUCCCUCUCUGGGACCGUCUGCGAUGCCUGGACAGGGCAGUGUGUCUGUAAACCCCGUGUUGGAGGGAGACAGUGCAACGAAUGUUUGGAGGGGUACUUCUACCUCCGGCAAAAUAAAUCUUUUCUCUGUCUGCCUUGUAACUGUGAUAAGACUGGGACAGUAAAUGGCUCUCUGCUGUGUGACCAAUCAACAGGACAAUGUCCUUGCAAAUUAGGAGUAACAGGUCUUCACUGUAAUCAGUGUGAGCCUCACAGGUACAAUUUGACCACUGGCAAUUUUCAAGGCUGCCAGAUGUGUGAGUGUGACUCCUUGGGGACAUUCCCUGGGACCAUUUGUGACCCAAUCAGUGGCCAGUGCCUAUGUUUGCCUAAUCGUCAAGGGAGAAGGUGUCAUCAGUGUCAACCAGGUUUUUAUACUUCCCCAGGCAAUGCCACUGGCUGCCUGCCAUGUUCGUGUCAUGCAACUGGGGCAGUGAAUCACAUCUGUAAUAGCCUCACUGGUCAGUGUGUUUGCCAAGAUGCCUCCAUCACUGGUCAAAGUUGUGAUCAUUGUGAAGAUCUGUACUUUGGAUUUGAUCCUCAGACUGGAAGAUGUCAGCCUUGCAAUUGUCAUGUCUCAGGAGCCCUGAAUGAAACCUGCCACUUGGUCACAGGCCAGUGUUUCUGCAAACGAUUUGUCACUGGCUCCAAGUGUGACGUUUGCGUUCCCGGUGGAAGCCAUUUGGAUGUCAACAAUCUCUUGGGCUGCAGCAAAACACCAUCCCAGCAACCUCCACCCAGAGGACAAGUUCAAAGUUGUUCUGCUAUCAAUCUCUCCUGGAGUCCACCUGAUUCUCCAAAUGCCCACUGGCUGACUUACAGUUUGUUCAGGGAUGGUUUUGAAAUCUACACAACUGAAGAUCAAUACCCAUACAAUACUCAGUACUUCUCAGACAUGGCCCUGUCACCAUAUACCUCAAAUUCCUAUUAUAUCGAGAGUACUAAUGUGCAUGGUUCAACAAGGAGUGUGGCUGUCAUUUACAGGACUAAACCAGGGGUCCCAGAGGGAAACUUGAACUUAAGUUAUAUCAUUCCUAUUAGCCCAGACUUUGUGAGACUUACUUGGAGUGCACCUUCAAAUCGUUCUGGUCCUAUAGAGAAAUAUAUUUUGUCCUGUGCCCCUUUACAUGGCAUCCAGCCGUGUGCAACCUACGAAGGCCAUGAAACCUCAGCUACCAUCUGGAAUCUGGUUCCAUUCACUGAGUACCAUUUUUCUGUACAGGCAUGUACUAGUGGGGGCUGCUUACACAGCUCGCCCCUUACAGUGACCACAGCCCAGGCCCCACCGCGAAGUCUGGGCCCACCCAAGGUGCGGAAGAUCAGUUCCACAGAGCUCCAUGUAGAAUGGUCUCCACCAAUGGAACCCAAUGGAAUUAUUAUAAGAUAUGAACUAUAUAUGAGGCAACUGAAAUAUAACGGAGAAACCGUGUCAGGAGAAAGUCAAGUUUUUCAGAGCGGUGGCUGGCUCAGUCCUCACGCAUUUGCAGAAUUGGCCAAUGAAAAUGCGUUUAAACCUCCUCAAACCACCACAACCAUCACUGGCCUGGAGCCUUAUACCAAGUAUGAGUUUAGAGUCUUAGCUGUGAAUGUGGCUGGCAGUGUGUCUUCUGCCUGGACUUCAGAAAGAACGGGAGAAUCAGCACCUGUAUUCAUGGUCCCUCCUUCAGUCUUUGCCCUCUCACCUUACGCUCUCAAUGUUUCCUGGGAGAAGCCAGCAGACAAUGUUACACGAGGAAAUGUUGUGUGCUAUAACAUCAACAUGAUUUCUGAACAAUCGCCUCAACAAUCUAUUCCAGUGGUGUUUUCACAGGUGUUAUACACUGCUAAAUCCCAAGAAUUGUCUUAUAUUGUAAAAGGACUAAAACCUUAUAGGAUAUACAACUUUACUAUUUCCCUCUGCAAUUCAGUUGGUUGUGUAACCAGUGCUUCAGGAGCAGGACAGACGUUAGCAGCCGCACCAGCCCAGCUGAGGCCUCCUGUAGUUGAAGGAAUCAACAGCACAACCAUCCUUCUUAGGUGGCUUGUACCUGAGGACCUGAACGGACCCUCUCCUAUUUAUCAGCUGGAAAGGAGAGAGGCAUCUCUGCUGGCUCCAAGCGCCAUGAUGGUGAAAGGAAUUCGUUUCACAGGGAAUGGAUAUUACAGAUUUCCCAGCUCUGCUCACCCAGUCAAUACAGACUUUACCGGCAUUAGGGCCAGCUUUCGAACAAGAGUGCCUGAAGGUUUGAUUGUCUUUGCGGCAUCACCUGGCAGUCAGGAAGAGUAUUUUGCACUUCAGUUGAAGAAUGGACGUCCUUAUUUUCUCUUCGAUCCUCAGGGGUCUUCAGUGGAAGUUACCACAACCAAUGAUGAUGAUAAAAGAUAUAGCGACGGUGAAUGGCAUGAAAUAAUUGCUAUCAGGCAUCAGGCUUUCGGCCAAAUCACGCUUGAUGGGCAGUUCACAGGUUCCUCAGCCGCCCUGAAUGGCAGCACAAUCAUUGGCGAGAGCACAGGGGUGUUUGUGGGAGGGCUGCCCCAGGGAUAUUCCAUCCUCAGGAAGGAUCCCGAUAUAAUCCAAAAGGGUUUUGUGGGCUGUCUCAAGGAUGUGUAUUUUAUGAAGCAUUACAAUCCCUUUGUUAUUUGGGAACCUCUGGUUUGGCAGAGCUCUGAAGAGCAAAUCAACGUGUAUAACAACUGGGAGGGAUGUCCCAGUUCAUUACAAGAGGGAGUCCAGUUCCUAGGAACAGGGUUCCUGGAACUUGCUCCAUAUGUGUUUCAUGGUGGAAUGGACUUUGAGAUUUCCCUUACAUUCAGAACUGACCGAUUGAAUGGGUUGCUGCUUUUCAUUUACAACAAAGAUGGACCUGAUUUUCUUGCUAUGGAACUGAAGAGUGGAAUAUUGAGCUUCCGGUUAAAUACCAACCUUACUUUCACACAAGUGGAUCUUUGGCUGGGUCUGUCCUAUUGUGAUGGAAAAUGGAAUAAAGUGAUUAUUAAAAAGGAGAAUUCCGUCCUAUCAGCCAGCAUGAAUGAACUGAUGGAGCGUGUGUCAGAGCCCAGAGCCCAGCUAUUGAUGGUGAAUUCCCCUGUGUAUGUGGGAGGAGCCCCGCAGAGGCUGCGGGAUUCUUAUAAACACCUGAGUUUGGAACAAGGUUUCGGUGGUUGCAUGAAGGAUGUUACAUUUGCACGGGGUGCUGUCGUUAACGUGGCAUCUGUGUCCAGCAGCGCUGUCAGAGUCAAUCUGGAUGGAUGCCUAUCAACUGACAGUGCUGUUAACUGCAGGGGAAAUGACUCCAUCCUGGUGUACCAGGGAAAGGGGCAGAGUGUUUACGAGACUGGGCUCCAGCCUUUUACAGAAUACCUGUAUCGUGUGAUAGGCUCCCAUGAAGGAGGCUCUGUAUAUAGUGAUUGGAGCCGGGGACGAACAACAGCAGCAGCUCCACAAAGUGUGCCAACUCCCUCAAGAGUUCACAGCAUAAAUGGAUAUAGCCUCGAGGUGACUUGGGAUGAACCUGUUGUGGUUAGAGGCGUAAUAGAGAAGUACAUUCUGCGAGCCUACAGUGAGGAUGACCCUGGAGCACCCCGCAUGCCCUCUGCCAGUUCAGAGUUGGCCAAUGUCAACACCUUCACAGGCAUAUUGACAGGCUUACUACCUUUCAAAAACUAUGCAGUAACCCUAACUGCUUGCACUUUGGCUGGCUGUACUGAGAGCCCACAUGCAUUGAACAUCUCUACUCCACAAGAAGUGCCACAAGAGGUUCAGCCUCCAGUAGCCAAAUCCCUUCCCAAUUCUUUGUCACUCUCCUGGAAUCUACCCAGAAAAGCAAAUGGUAUUAUAACUCAGUACUCUUUAUAUAUGGAUGGGAUGUUGAUCUAUUCAGGCAAUGGAAAUAACUACACAGCCACAGAUUUAGCGGUGUUUACACCCCACCAACUUGUACUCAGUGCUUGCACACAUGUGGGAUGUACAAACAGUUCUCCAGUGAUACUGUACACUUCACAGCUGCCACCAGAACAUGUGGAUUCUCCGAUUUUGACCAUCCUGGAUUCUAGAACUGUAUAUGUACAGUGGAAACAACCAAGAAAAGUAAACGGAAUUCUGGAGCGCUAUCUAUUAUAUAUUUCAAAUCACACGCCUGAAUUUGCCAUUUGGGAUGUCAUCUAUAACAGUUCAGAACUUUUCCAGGAUCACGUGCUACGAGACCUAUUCCCUGGUAACAAAUACCUUAUCAAGCUGGGAGCUUGCACGAGGGGUGGGUGCACCGUGAGUGCGGCCAGCGAGGCCUGGACUGAUGAGAAUGUCCCCAAAGGCGUGCCAGCCGCCGACGCGCACUCAUACUCACCUCACUCCUUUAACAUCUCCUGGACUGAGCCCGAAUAUCCGAAUGGUGUUAUCACAAGUUAUGGACUCUAUCUAGAUGGUAUAUUAAUCCACAAUUCCUCAGAGCUCAGCUGCCAUGCUUCUGGACUUGCACCUUGGAGCCUACAUUCCUUCAGAGUCCAAGCAUGCACGGCCAAAGGUUGUGCUCUGGGCCCGCUGGUGGAAAAUCGAACUCUAGAAGCGCCUCCUAAAGGAACGGUAAAUGCUUUUGUCCAAACAGACGGCUCCCGGAAAGCCCAUGUGAGGUGGACAGCACCUUUUCAACCAAAUGGACAUUUAACAUACUCAAUCCUUUUUACUGGGAUUUUCUAUGCAGAUCAAGCUGGAGACCACCUUCUAAUAUUAAAAUAACCUCAAUUUAUUUAUUUAGGAGAAAAGACUUAUUUAACUUAUCUGAAAAUAUUACCUUUCCUGAACUUUUAACUCUCCAGUGAUACGAGUUCAUCUUCUGGCAGUGCCACUUCAAAGCCUGUUCUCCUGACAGCUCCCCCAGGAGCUCCAGAUGGCGUGCUGCCUCCGAGGCUUUCAUCUGCCACUCCAACCAGUCUCCGCGUUGUCUGGUCCACACCAGCUCGGAACAACGCCCCUGGCUCCCCUAGAUACCAGCUCCAGAUGAGGCCCGGCCCCUCCACCCAUGGAUUUUUAGAGUUAUUUUCCAGUCCUUCUGCAUCGUUAAGCUAUGAAGUGAGAGAUCUCCAACCGUACACAGAGUAUGAGCUUCGCUUGGUUGCCUCCAAUGGAUUUGACAGUGCACAGAGUUCUUGGAUUCUAUUCAUGACCACAGAGGACAAACCUGGACCGGUGGACCCUCCAAUUCUUCUGGACGUGAAGUCAAGAAUGAUGCUGGUCACCUGGCAGCAUCCUUUAAGGAGCAAUGGGGUCAUUACCCAUUACAACAUUUACCAACAUGGCCAUCUCUCCCUGAAAACUUCUGGAAACAUCACUAACUGCACUGUGAACCGUUUACAACCCUAUACGGACUAUACGUUUCAGGUAGAGGCCUGUACUUCGAAAGGGUGUUCCCUCUCACCAGAGUCCCAGACUGUGUGGACGCUCCCAGAUGCACCAGAAGGCAUCCCAAGUCCAGAGUUGUUCUCAGAUACCCCAACAUCUGUGAUUAUAUCUUGGCAACCUCCCACUCAUCCCAAUGGCUUGGUGGAGAACUUCACAAUUGAGAGAAGAGCCCAAGGGAAGAAAGAAGUGACUACCCUGGCAGCUCUCCCAAGAAGUCAUUCCAUGCGGUUUAUUGACAAGACUUCUGCUCUCAGCCCGUGGACAAAGUAUGAAUAUCGGGUACUGGUGAGCACUGUUAACGGAGGUACAAACAGCAGUGCUUGGGGACAAGUGACCACAAGACCCUCACGACCUGUGGGGGUACAGCCGCCCAUGGUGCAUAUGCUAGGACCCCGUGAAGCCAAGGUUACUUGGAAACCUCCCCUCAUCCAGAAUGGAGACCUGCUUAGCUAUGAGAUCCGCAUGCCAGACCCUCACAUCAUGAUAACCAAUGUUUCUUCCUCAGUGUUAAAUCAAGAAAUCACUAAUCUGAUUCCUUUCACAAAUUAUUCUGUCACCAUUGUGGCUUGCUCAGGGGGUAACGGGUAUCUAGGGGGAUGCACAGAGAGUUUACCUACCAAUGUUACCACCCACCCCACCCUACCUCAGGAUGUUAGCCCAUUGUCAGUGAUUCCAGUAAGCGAAUCGUAUGUUGGGAUUUCUUGGCAGCCACCAUCCAAGCCAAAUGGACCCAAUUUGAGAUAUGAGCUUCUAAGACGUAAAAUCCAGCAACCACUUGAAUCAAAUCCCCCAGAAGAUUUAAAUCUGUGGUACAAUAUUUAUUCAGGAACUCAGUGGUUUUAUGAAGAUAAGGGUCUUAGCAGGUUUACAACAUAUGAGUAUAAGGUCCUUGUACACAACAGUGUGGGUUUUACACCCAGCCGAGGAGCGACUGUGACAACUUUAGCUGGUCUUCCAGAGAGAGGAGCCAAUUUCACUGCCAUUGUCCUUAACCACACGGCCAUAGACGUGAGAUGGGUGAAACCAACUUUCCAAGACCUACAAGGUGACGUUGACUAUUACACACUUUUUUGGAGUUCUGCUACCUCAAAUGAAUCUCUAAAAAUCCUCCCAGAUGUACACUCUUAUGUCAUUGGCCACUUAAAUGCAAACACAGAGUAUUGGAUUUCUCUCUCUGUCUUCAAUGGAGUCCACAGCAUCCACAGUGAAGUACUGCAGGCAACCACUUGCGAUGAGGAGCCUCAGGGCAUGCUUCCUGCAGAGGUUGUCAUCAUCAACAGUACAGCUGUACGUGUCAUCUGGACAUCUCCUUCAGAUCCAAAUGGUGUCAUCACCAAAUAUUCUGUCUAUGUAAAUAAUAAGCUCUACAAGACUGGAACGAAUGUGCCUGAGUCUUUGGUUCUGAGAGAUCUGUCUCCCUUCACAAUCUAUAACAUUCAGGUUGAAGUCUGCACAAAAUAUGCCUGUGUGAAAAGCAAUGGAACCCAAAUCACCACCAUGGAAGGUACUCCAAGUGACAUACCAACACCCACAAUUCAUGGCAUCACUUCAAGAUCCCUUCAAAUUGAUUGGAUGCCCCCAGGGAAGCCAAAUGGCAUCAUUCUCGGAUAUGAUCUUUUACGGAAAACAUGGCAUUCAUGCCCUAAAACCCAAAAGUUAAUGAAGAAACACAGUGGUGUAUUCUGCAAGGCUGUGAAGUGUCAAAAACCUGAAACUAUCUGUGGCCACAGGUGCUAUUCUCCUGAAGCUAAGAAAGUGGAAAGGGAGAAAGAGAAGAAAGGCGCAGGUUUGGAUGUCCACAGAAAGCUGAAAGCUCUGAGAUACCUAGUUGAAGGUGAAGUAUGCUGUCCAGAUGAACAGCACAAUCGGGUUUCCACUGGCAUUGGCGAUUCCUGCUGUGGCAGAAUGCCUUACUCCACCUCAGGAAACCAGAUUUGCUGUGCUGGGAGGCUUCAUGAUGGCCAUGGCCAGCAGUGCUGCGGAGGACAGAUUGUAAGCAAAGAUUUAGAGUGCUGUGGUGGAGCAGAAAAGGGUGUUGUGUACAGCCGCCUUGCAGGGAUGUUCUGUUGUGGGCAGGAUUAUGUGAAUAUGUCAGAUACCAUAUGCUGCUCAGCUUCCAGUGGAGAGUCUAAAGCACAUGUUAAAAAGAAUGACCCAGCGCCAGUAAAAUGCUGUGAGACUGAACUUAUUCCAAAGAGCCAGAAAUGCUGUAAUGGAGUUGGAUAUAAUCCUUUGAAAUAUGUUUGCUCUGACAAGAUUUCAACUGGAAUGAUGAUGAAGGAGACCAGAGAGUGUGAGACUCUCUGCCCAGCCUCUCUGGAAGCCACAGCACAUUGUGGCAGGUGUGACUUCGACUUUACCAGCCACAUUUGUACUGUGAUAAGGGGAUCCAACAAUUCCACCGAAAGGGAAUCAACCGAAGAAAUAUGCUCAUCUGCCGAAGAGACCGUGCAUAUAGGAAGCUUGAACACAUUCUCCUUCACAGAUGUGGACCUAGAACCGAACAUGACGUAUGAAUACAGAAUUUCUGCAUGGAAUAGCUAUGGGCGAGGUUUCAGCAAAGCUGUUAGAGCCUGUACAAAAGAAGAUGUGCCUCAAGGAGUGAGUCCUCCUAGGUGGACCACAAUGGAUAAUCUUGAAGAUGUAAUAGUCUUAAACUGGAAUAAACCUAUACAACCAAAUGGGCCUAUUAUUUACUACAUUCUUCUCCGAAAUGGAAUCAAGUGCUUUCAGGGAACAUCACUGAGCUUCUCUGAUACAAAGGGAAUUCAACCAUUUCAGGAAUAUUCAUACCAGCUGAAAGCUUGCACAGUUGCUGGCUGUUCUGCCAGCAGUAAGGUAGUUGCAGCUACAACCCAAGGAGUUCCGCAGAGCAUCUUGCCACCAAGAAUCACAGCCCCCAGUGCGGAGGCUCUGCAUUUGAGCUGGAGCAUCCCUGAGAAACCAAAUGGCGUCAUUAAAGAGUACCAGCUCAGGCAGGCUGGGAAAGGUCUCAUCUACACUGACACCACUGACAGGAGGCAACAUACGGUCACAGGUCUCCAGCCAUACACCAACUACAGCUUCACGCUUACAGCUUGUACAUCUGCUGGAUGCACUUCAAGUGAGCCUUUUCUAGGUCAGACACUGCAGGCAGCCCCUCAAGGAGUUUGGGUGACACCUCGACAUGUUAUCAUCAAUUCUACAACAGUGGAGUUAUAUUGGAAUCUGCCAGAAAAGCCCAAUGGCCUCAUUUCUCAGUAUCAAUUGAGUCGUAAUGGAAUCUUGGUUUUCCUCGGUGGCAGCGAAGAGCAGAAUUUCACUGAUAAAAACCUGGAGCCCAACAGCAGAUACAUUUAUAAGUUGGAAGCCACAACUGGCGGUGGUAGCAGUCUUAGUGAUUAUUACAUUGUACAAACACCUGUUCUGACGCCAGGAGAAAUCCAGCCUCCGUAUAAUAUCACAGUAACUGGUCCUUAUUCCAUAUUUGUAGCUUGGACCCCACCAGGGAUCCUCAUCCCCAAAAUGCCUGUGGAGUACAAUGUCUUACUCAAUGCUGGAAGUGUGGCAUCUCUGACCUCUUCUGCUGGUCAUCAUCAAUCUAUCCUUCUGGAAAAUUUGGCUCCAUUCACGCAGUAUGAGAUAAGGAUACAAGCAUGUCAAAAUGGAAGUUGUGGAGUUAGCAAUAGGAUGUUUGUCAAAACAUCUGAAGCAGCCCCAUUGGAUCUAAAUUCCCCUGUUCUUCAGGCACUGGGGCCAGCUUGCAUAGAGAUUAAAUGGAUGCCACCUAAAAAAACAAAUGGAAUCAUCAUCAACUACUCUAUUCACAGACGUCCUGCUGCAAUGGAAGAGGAGACCCUUUUGUUUGUCUGGUCAGAAGGAGCCCUUGAAUUUACUGAUGCUGCAGGCACUCUGAGGCCUUUCACACUCUACGAGUAUCGCAUCAGAGCCCAUAACUCCAGGGGCUCAGUGGACAGUCUGUGGACAUCAGCUCAGACCCUGGAAGCCCCACCUCAGGGUCUGCCGGCGCCCUGGGCUCAAGCCACCGGUGCUCAUUCAGUUCUGCUUAACUGGACAAAGCCAGUAUCGCCCAACGGCAUCAUCUCCCAGUACCACGUGGUCUACCAAGAGAGGCCUGAUGAUCCGACAUUUAACCUCUCUACUGUGCAUGCUUUCACAGUGAUGGGAACAAGCCAUCAAGCCCACCUGUUUGGUUUAGAACCAUUCACAAGGUAUCACAUUGGUGUUGUGGCCACAAACCAAGCAGGAGAAGUUUCAAGCCCCUGGACUCUAGUUCACACCCCAGAAUCUUCCCCAAGUGGACUGAGCAACUUCACAGUAGAACAGAAAGAGAAAGGCCGGGCAUUGUUACUACAGUGGUCAGAGCCAGUGAGAACCAAUGGUGUGAUCAAGACAUACAACGUCUUCAGUGACGGCGUCCGGGAGUACACAGGCUUGGGUCGCCGGUUUCUCUUCCGACGCCUGGAACCCUUCACUCUCUACACACUGGUCCUGGAGGCCUGCACCAGGGCAGGCUGCGCACACUCAGCGCCCCAGCCUCUGCGGACGGACGAAGCCCCUCCCCACUCUCAGUUGGCUCCUACAGUCCAGUCCGUGGGGUCCACCAGCGUUGAGCUGAGCUGGUCUGAGCCUGUUAACCCAAAUGGAAAGAUAAUUCGCUAUGAAGUGGUUCGCAGAUGCUUUGGGGGAAAAGCUUGGGGGAAUCAGACAAUCCAGGCCCAUGAGAAAAUUGUUUUCACAGAAUAUAACACUGAAAGGAAUACAUUUACGUAUAACGACACAGGUUUAUGGCCAUGGGCGCAGUGUGAAUACAAAGUCCUCUCUUGGAAUUCAGCAGGCCGUACCUGUAGUUCCUGGAAUAUGGUAAGGACGAGGCAGGCACCUCCAGAAGGCCUCUCUCCACCGGAGAUAGCCUGUGUGUCUAUGAAUCCGCCCAAACUGCUGAUUUCCUGGGUCCCACCAGAGGAGUCGAAUGGUGUCAUCCAGUCCUACAGGCUUCAAAGGAACGGCACGCCCUAUCCCUUCAGCUUCGAUGCUGUCACUCUCAGCUAUACCGACGCAGCCGUGCUUCCUUACUCCGCGUACAGUUACGCGGUCACAGCCUGCACCAGCGGAGGCUGCUCCACCAGCAAGCCCACAGACACCACAACUCCCGAGGCCCCUCCAGCCGGUGUCAGCCCCCCAGACCUUGGGGCCGUCAGUGCUACUCAAAUAAAUGUAUCCUGGUCACCACCAUCAAUUCCAAAUGGGAAGAUCACUAACUAUCUCCUUAGGUUUGAUGGGAAGGAGCACCUUGCUGGGCAGAGUCUGUGCCUGGCGGUUGCCCACCUGCAGCCUUAUACUCAGUAUAAUUUCUCCCUAGUGGCCUGCACGAGUGGAGGAUGUACAGCUAGUGCACCGAAAUCCGCGUGGACGAUGGAAGCCCCUCCCCAAAACAUGGACGCCCCAAAGCUGCAAGUCACAGGCUCAGAAUCCAUAGAAAUCACCUGGGAACCUCCAAGAACUCCAAAUGGUCAGAUCACAAGUUAUGAACUUAGGAGGGAUGGAAUCAUGAUAUAUGCUGGCCUGGAAACUCGCUAUCGUGAUUUCACUCUCACCCCAGGUGUGGAGUACGGCUACACGGUGACUGCCAACAACAGCCAAGGGGGUGUUUUGAGUCCACUUGUCAAAGAUAGAACCAGCCCCUCAGCACCUUCAGGAAUGGAACCCCCAAAACUGCAGGCCAGGGGCCCUCAGGAGAUCUUAGUGAACUGGGACUCUCCAGUGAGGACGAAUGGCGAUAUUGUCAACUAUACCCUCUUCAUCCGUGAGCUGUUUGAAAGAGAAACAAAAAUCCUGCACAUAAACACAACCCACAGUUCUUUUGGUAUGCAGACAUUCACCGUGAGCCAGCUGAAGCCCUUUCACAGGUAUGAAGCACGAAUUCAAGCCUGCACCUUGCUGGGAUGUGCAUCAAGUGACUGGACCACCACGCAGACCCCUGAGAUAGCACCCCUGAUGCAACCUCCUCCUCACCUAGAGGUGCAGAGGGCUCCGGGGGGACACCAGCCCACAGUUUCCCUUUCGUGGUCAGGACCGCUUCAGCCAAAUGGAAGAGUUUUAUAUUAUGAAUUGUACAGAAGACAAAUAGCAACCCAGCCUGGAAAAUCAAGUCCAGUGCUAAUUUAUAAUGGAAGCUCAAGCUCUUUUACAGAUUUCGAACUAUUGCCUUUCACAGCGUAUGACUAUCAGGUCUGGGCAAUGAAUUCAGCAGGAAAAGCCCCCAGCAGCUGGAAGCAGUGCAGAACGGGACCCGCCCCCCCAGAAGGUCUGAGCGCCCCCAGGUUCCACGCGGUCUCCUCCACCCAAGCCACGGUCAGCAUCAGCGCCCCUGGGAAGCCCAACGGGAUCAUCAGCCUCUAUAGGUUGUUCUCCAGCUCCCGUGGGGCCGAGACGGUGCUGUCUGAAGGCAUGGCCACCCGGCAGACUCUGCGUGGCCUGCAGCCCUUCACUGUGUACUCCAUUGGGGUAGAGGCCUGCACUUGUUUCAACUGCUGCAGCAAAGGGCCAACGGCAGAGCUGAGAACCCCUCCAGCUCCACCCUCGGGACUGUCCUCUCCCCAGAUUCAGACCCUGACCUCAAGGACAGCCUUCUUCCAGUGGAGCCCGCCCCUGUUCCCCAAUGGCGUCAUUCAGAGCUAUGAGCUCCAGCUCUCCGUGGCUUGCCCUCCUGACUCUGCCAUUCCCUGUACUCCUGGCCACGUGGAGACAAAGUACAUGGGGCCAGGGCAGAGGGCCAGCCUCGAGGGUCUCCAGCCUUACACCCGCUACGAGCUGAGAGUGAUAGCCCACAACGAGGUGGGCAGCACCGCUUCUGCGUGGAUCAGCUUCACCACUCAAACAGAAUUACCCCAGUUCCGUGCCCCGUUUUCGGUGGACAGCAAUUUGUCCAUGGUGUGUGUUAACUGGAGCAGCUCCUUCCUUCUGAACGGCCCCCUGAAGGAGUUCGUGGUCACUGAUGGAGGGCAGCGUGUGUACAGCGGCAUGGACACUGCCCUCUACAUACCAAGGACGGUGGACAAAACCUUUUUUUUCCAGGUCAUCUGCACUACAGAGGAAGGAAGUGUUAAGACACCUCUGAUCCAAUACGAUACCUCUACUGGAUUUGGCCUGGUGCUGACAACUCCUGGAGAAAAGAGGGGAUCUGGGAGCAAAAACACGGAAUUCUACUGCGAGUUAUGGUUCAUAGUGCUAAUGGCAAUUCUGGGCUUGAUCUUGCUGGCCGUUUUUCUGUCCCUGAUGUUACAAAGAAAAAUCCACAAAGAACCAUAUAUUAGAGAGAGACCUCCCUUAGUGCCUCUCCAGAAGCGGAUGUCUUCAUUGAGUGUCUACCCUCCGGGGGAUACCCAGAUGGGAUUAGCCGAUACCAAAAUCCCCCGGGCUGGGACUCCUGUGAGCAUUAGGAGCAGCCGGAGUAUGUCUGUGCUUCGGAUCCCGAGUCGGCGCCCAAUCAGCCAAGCUCAGUCCCACGGCUCUCUGCACCGCAGCGCCAGCCAACUCACAGGCAUUCAAGACAAGAAAGCCUCGACUGACGACUCCCUGUGGGAAACCGUCAUGGGCCAUGACAGUGGAUUGUAUGUGGAUGAAGAGGACCUGAUGAAUGCCAUCAAGGGUUUCAACUCUGUGACCAAGGAACACACCACAUUCACCGACACCCACUUAUAG